AUGCCUGAAGUAGCCGAAGUUGCACAUGUAUGCGCUCAACUCCGGCGCCAUCUUGUUGGGCGAACAAUUACUGACGCAAUUUUGCCCCGAGACAAUCUUCUUUUUCCUCAAUUGACUAAGGAGGAGCCAAUUGCCAAAAGCACGGAUGCUUUUCGUGAUCUUAUCGUGGGAAGGAAAGUUGAGAAAGCAUGCCGUCACGGAAAGUAUUUUUGGUUACGAUUGUCGCCGUUGAAGAAGCAACCAGUGAUUAUUAUGAUGCAUUUGGGAAUGACCGGUAUGAUCAAGUUGAAAGAGAUCAAGUCUCACCUAAUUCUAAUGGAGAAUGGGGGAGACGUGAAAGUAAAAAAGCUGAUGUCAGAUGACAGAGACAAACACGUCAUUGUGAAAAGAAGAAAACUUAGGGCGUUUGCAAAUUCGAGCGAUGACACAAUUCUGGUGGCACAAAGCUUGGAGGGCCGGACUUUGACUGGAGUCAAAGUCUCGCAAGACACAGUUUUGAGACCUAAGGACAAAACGAGAAGAAAUGUUAAGGUUGAGGACAUUUUGCUAGUGGAUGUGAAGCAAGAACAGACGCCGCUGGAUGAGCUCGCCGACGAUGCAAAUGAAGAAGAUAUUGACGAUGUAUGGCCCCCAAAGUUUACAAAGUUUGAGCUCGUUUUCAGUUCUCACGACAAAGAGAAACCAAUUUAUGCAGCUUUUACAGACCCCAGAAGAUUGGGCCGUGUUCGCUUUUAUAAUGACGUGGAUUGUAUGACUGAAGAAUCUUUAAUGAAGCGAUUCCCACUUGACAAAUUGGGACCAGACUACUCCAAAGCUCCCGAUGGAUCUGAAGCUUCAAAAUUUGUUUUUGGAGACCCCGAUCCCUCUCCGCAUGGUCGCCCGCGUUUGGAUUUCGAGCAGUUCUCGAAACUCAUUCUUUCGCGGAAAAAGGUGGCCAAAACACUACUUCUCGACCAGGGUAUCUUUGCUGGCAUCGGUAACUGGGUUGCAGAUGAGGUUCUUUUCCAGGCUCGCAUUCAUCCUAAUGAGAUACUCCUGAAAAGUAUUGACACUGAGGAUCAUGAAGUGGUCAAAAGGCUUUAUGACGCAAUAAUCUAUGUGAUGGAAUUUGCUGUGAAUGUCGAGGGCGAUGCAAAGAAAUUUCCGGAGGAUUGGUUAAUGCUCCACCGCUGGGGUAAACGUAGAAAGGAGGCUGAUCCACAGACCAAAACAGGUCACUCCCUUGAGUUUGUCACUUUAGGCGGAAGAACAAGUUGUUUUGUUCCGAAACUUCAGAAACUAUUGAACGAUAGCUAA
Messenger RNA from Australozyma saopauloensis, 1296 nucleotides. It is a transcript of the gene FPG1, whose product is annotated as Fpg1p. NCBI's taxonomy places the organism in Eukaryota, Fungi, Ascomycota, Pichiomycetes, Serinales, Metschnikowiaceae. The transcript has a single exon. Gene Ontology annotation, cellular component: nucleus. Gene Ontology annotation, molecular function: damaged DNA binding; DNA N-glycosylase activity; DNA-(apurinic or apyrimidinic site) endonuclease activity. Gene Ontology annotation, biological process: base-excision repair. The record is from RefSeq and is a predicted model, not a curated record. The coding region runs from base 1 to 1296 and encodes 431 amino acids.